AAGGCAGUUAUCGAACCCUCCCUCUUCCCUUAAGAAAUAUUACGCCGAAGUUUUCGAUUACUCCUCCUCUGGCCAUCGCCUUCCCUUCUUUGUGUCCGACCUCUGUGCUCUCUGUACUCUGUGUGUGUGUGUGCUGGGGGGGCCGAUCCAUGGCCGGGGCCCGCGCUUCGCCCAGCCUGCUUGCAAAACCUCCUUUCAACCGAUGCAACUUUUAAUGGAACCAUGCCUCUUCUGGGCGGACGUUUGAUCACGGGCGUCCCUUUUCUCUUCAACGUCUUCAGCUUUGUGGCUGCUUCCCACAGUGACCGUAAGGUGAACAGUUUGCUGUUUGCAGAUGAGAAACAAGAGAAGUUUGUAAGGAGUUUGCAAAGUUAUGAAAUCGUGCACCCCAUCAAAGUGGACGAAAGUGGGGCCAUACUGUCUCCGGAUGUCACUCAUUAUGUCAACCACGUUAGAAGGCGGGACCUUGGCAAAAGAGAGGAGCAUGUUUAUUACCAACUUGUCCACCGAGGGCAAAAGCUGCUAUUCAACCUGACACUCAAUCGCCCUUUCCUUUCGCCAGGCUACGUCCUGGAGAAAAGAUACGGAAAUGUAACUGGGACCAUCGUUCAGAGACCUACAGGGAACACGUGUCACUUCCUGGGUAGAGUGGAGCAUCCAGAUCUGGGGAGUGGCAAUGCUGCUAUCAGUACCUGCAGAGGACUGCAUGGUUUAUUCCGAUUACGCAGUGGUGACUAUCUUAUUGAACCUGUCAAUGGCCAUCCAAGGCAAAGAGGGGAACAACAGCCACACAUUAUUUAUAAGAGGGACGCUAUCCAGCAUUCUCAGAGGAAGCAUCGUGAGUUCACUCCAACAGGCACAAGAGUUUGUGGAAUACAAGAUUCUGAUAAUAAUAUCCUGCAGCCAGAGAGACAAAGAGAGAGAUGGGAAGAGAGUCAUAGGAAAGGCCGCAGAAUCUCCCAGAGAUCGAUCAGCAAGGAGCGAUGGGUUGAAACGUUAGUAGUUGCUGACACCAAAAUGAUAGAGUAUCAUGGCAGUGAAAAUGUGCAGUCAUACAUCUUUACCAUUAUAAAUAUGGUUGCAAGCUUGUUCCAUGAGCCAAGUAUUGGCAAUGCUAUCCACAUCGUAAUGGUGCGACUCAUUUUACUGGAGGAAGAGGAGAAAGAAUUAAAAAUCAUUCAUCACGCUGACCAUACUCUUUCCAGUUUCUGCAAGUGGCAAAGAAAUGUGAAUCCUAAAAGCGACUCCUCGCCACAUCACCAUGACAUUGCUGUAUUGUUGACUAGGAUGGAUCUCUGUGCUGGAAUGAAUCGUCCCUGUGAGACAUUAGGUCUGUCACAUGUGUCAGGAAUGUGUCAACCGCUUCGAAAUUGCAACAUUAAUGAGGAUUCUGGCUUACCAGUGGCAUAUACCAUUGCACAUGAGAUUGGUCACAGUUUUGGCAUCCAGCAUGAUGGACAGGGUAAUGAUUGUGAACCCUUUGAGAAGAAUCACUUUAUCAUGUCUCGGCAGUUACAAUAUGAUCAGUCUCCUCUCAUAUGGUCUCACUGCAGCAAAGAUUACAUCACACGUUUUCUGGAUCGAGGCUGGGGUUUCUGUCUCAAUGAUCCACCAACUCAACAGGAAUUAGUGGUUCCCACCAUUGCUCCAGGUGUGCUAUAUGAUGUCCAUCAUCAAUGUCAGCUCCAGUAUGGACCCAACUCAACAUUCUGUGAGGAAAUGGAUAAUGUUUGCCAGACUCUUUGGUGCUCAGUGAAUGGCUCUUGCCGUUCGAAGCUGGAUGCUGCAGCUGAUGGGACCAGUUGUGGAGAGGAGAAGUGGUGUUUUAAUGGUGAGUGUGUGACAGUUGGAAACCGUCCAGAAGCUGUGAAUGGAGAUUGGAACACAUGGGGUUCCUGGUCACAUUGUACACGUACGUGUGGAGCAGGAGUUCAAGCAGCAGAGAGGCAUUGUAGCAAUCCAGUUCCAAGAUUUGGUGGGAAAUACUGUACUGGAAAACGCAAAAGAUAUCGUAUUUGUAAUGUCAAGCCAUGUCUGCAGGAGACACCUACAUUCCGUCAGAUGCAAUGCAGCGAGUUCAACACGGUUCUUUACAAAAAUGAACUUUAUUCAUGGGUUCCGGUCUAUCGUAUUGCUAAUCCCUGUGAACUGCAUUGCCGGCCUGUUGGUGAACAGUUCGCUGAGAAGAUGCUCGAUGCAGUGAUUGAUGGAACAUCGUGCACUGAGGCUGCAAACAGCAGGGACGUCUGCAUCAAUGGCAUAUGUAAGACUGUCGGCUGUGAUUAUGAAAUAGAGUCCAAUGCAGUUGAAGAUCGAUGUGGGGUGUGUCAUGGGAAUGGCUCUUCCUGUCAGACUGUAAAGAAGACAUUUGAAGAGAGUGAAGGAUUAGGCUAUGUUGAUGUGGGCCUCAUUCCUGAAGGAGCCCGAGAUAUCCGGGUGGAAGAAAUAGCUGAAGCAGGGAAUUUCUUGGCUUUGCGAAGCGAAGAUCCAGAGAAAUACUUCCUCAAUGGAGGUUUUAUUAUCCAGUGGAAUGGAGACUACAAAGCAGCAGGAACAACAUUUAAAUAUGAAAGAAAUGGGAAUCUGGAAAACCUAACAGCUCCAGGACCUACGAAAGAACCUGUCUGGAUUCAGCUACUGUUCCAAGAAAAGAACCCUGGUGUUCGUUAUGAAUACACUAUCAAGAAAGACACAGAGGAAGAGAACACAAUAGGACAACCAGAAUUCUUUUGGAAAUUUGGAGCUUGGACUGAUUGCAGUGCUCCAUGUGGAACAGGAGUUCAGCGCCAGAUUGUUCGAUGUGUGGAAAAAACACCCAGAGUUGUGGAAGACAGAUUCUGUGAUGCAAGGACUCGUCCUGAUGACCGGCAACAGAAAUGCAAUGAACAGGAUUGUCCUGCCAGGUGGUGGGCUGGCGAAUGGCAGAAAUGCUCAACAACAUGUGGUGACUCAGGUGUUAAGAAACGAACAGUUCUCUGUGUUCGAACGGUGGGGACAGAUGAGCAGGCACUUCCCAGUUCAGAGUGCAAUCAGCGUCUCAAGCCAAGGACUCAAAUGACUUGCAAAAGAGAUAUCCCAUGUCCCUCAAACUGGACUGUGAGCAAUUGGAGUGAUUGCUCAGUUACAUGUGGAGGUGGAUUCCGCACACGGAAUGUGACAUGCACUUGGAAUAAUAAAGAACUCUGCAAAAUUUCCAAAAAGCCAAGUGUGAAAAGUUUAUGUGGCUUACGGCACUGCUCUAAUAACAAGAACAUUCUGUUCCCUCCAAGAAAGCCCAAAGAUGGUAAAAUGUAUCCCAAAGAUCUCCCUAGUAGGCUGAAGCCUAAAUAUGGCCCUAAUCAUUCAAGUUCAAAAGUUCAACCUAAACCCAAACGAGUGACCACUAAGCAGCCUCUUCCUGUCAACAUCACAGUGCCAACAACUGCUGGCAGAAGCCCUGUAACAACUAUGGCUACCACUACAAACAAACAAAUACAUGUGCAGGACAAGCCUUCCCCAAAACAGCAAAACCGCAAUGCAUCGUAUGACGACAACUUUAUUGCUAUUCACCAAAAUCUGACCAAUGAGAGUGAUACUGUCAACAGGAAGAGGAUCUCUGAAGCUGGAAACAUUACAGACACAAUACAAAAUACUAAUGAGACUCACAAUAUUACUGGUGAAAAUGACAGUGUCUCAAACCAUGACCACAUUACCACAGAAGAGGUUGUUAAACAUUUUCCAUUUACAGAAGAACCUCAGGCUGGUAUCGUAACAGAUGAAAACAAUGAUAAAAUUGUGAAGUCUACUGCCGUCCCAAUCAAUAGUGAGAAAUCGAUGUUAUCUACUAGUCCACAGACAACAUUUGUGAGUACAGUAAAGCCUGGUAGUACACAAUUAAUCAAGCCAAGUGUAAGUGUGCCUUCUCCAGGUUAUGGAAAUAGAAAGGUUGGUUUGCCAAGGUUAAAAAUAGAUCCAAAAUUUAAAGCAACAAUGGAGCGGCUAAGAAUGAAACUUUACAGAAUGCUGAAUCCAGAGCGGUUUUCUAACCAGACUGACAUUCUUGCACCUGGUCUAAAUCCUAAUGAUGAAAACAGUACAAACCUACAACAUAAUCUUGAGCUUACAACUUCAAAUGGAGUUGGUACAACAGAUUCAGAAUGGGUGAAAUUCACAGGAGCCAUCGGCAGUAAGUUGUCAGCUGCUGAACCAUCACCUCCCUCAAAAUUACCUUUGAAGAAAAUUCCAACUAUAAAUAGACUGAAUAAUUUCUCCAAUAUGACUGAAGACUAUGAUGAUUUUGCACCUGAAGUUAGCUUGGAUGAUGUUUAUUGGAAGGUUGGAAAUUGGAGUGAGUGUUCUACCACAUGUGGAGUUGGUGCAAUGUGGAGACAAAUAGAAUGUAGUACUGAAGAAGACUCACACUGUGAAAACAUUAAGAAGCCAGCCCCUGCUCGGAGAUGUUUUGUACAUCCGUGUGCUAUUUGGAAAAUAGGAAACUGGAGCAAGUGCUCAGAAAACUGUGGAGGUGGUGCUAAAAUCCGUGACAUACAGUGUAUAGACAGCCAUGAUAAAAGGCCCCUGAGGCCUUUUCACUGUCAACUCCUCAGAACCAAACCAUCCACAAGCCUUCGCUGCAAUCUAAAGGCCUGUGCUGACUGGCAAGUUUCAGCUUGGAGUGAGUGUUCAAGGACAUGUGGUGGUGGUGGGAUUCAAGAAAGACUGGUUCACUGUAUGGAAGAAGGACAGUGCAAUUUGAAGGCUCAGCCUCAUACUACCAGGCCCUGCAAUAAUCAGCCAUGUGUUCAGUGGAUAACUGGAACCUGGAGUGAGUGCUCUGCGUCCUGCGGAGGAGGCUUACAGCAACAGGUGGUGAGAUGUAUGAACUUGGAAACUAAUAAGACAGAGGAAGACAGCAGCAUUUGUGAAAUAAAGCCAUCCCCAAGUAAGAUACAGAGAUGCAACACUCAGAAGUGUAUGAGCAGAAACGAUAACAUCUGCAUUAAGGACAGAAUGUCAAAAAAAUUUUGCCUCACCUUGAAGAAAUUGGGUCGAUGUUCAAUGGCAACAAUUAGGACCCAAUGUUGUUCCACUUGCCAGAAAUUGAGCAGAAUGACAACGAGAAGAGCACUACAGCGAAGUUUGAGCAAAGGAACCACUUCAGAUUCAUGAAAGAAAUUGGAAUUUGUAUUUGUACUUUGACUAACUGGAACUGCACUCUUUUAAGCAAGGUUUUGAAAAUGAGCCUACUUCCUUCAGUAAGGUGCUGUUUAAAAUUUUAUUGAUCAAUGCAGUAAGUCUUUACUUAUUUGGCAAAGGAAAUAGUUACUCAUACAGAGCUAUCAAGUCUCGCCAGAUAAACAGUCUGAGUGCACAUUGGUUUUCCAGUUCAGUCAGUUCUUUGAUCUUUACAUGCUUAGUUUCCAUCAAACAAAACUACACCUUUUUUUUACCCUCAGCACUGACUGGGGAUAAUUACUGAAAUGCAAGUGUAAGGGAAAGUCAUAUUUUCAGUUCGGCAGAUUUUACUCUUUACUCUUAAUUUACUAGGGCACUGAAAAGUAAGUACUGAUGGGCACCACAUUAUAUAUCAAUACAAUUUUGCAGAUUGCCUCUGUUUUACACAAUAGAACCUUCCUUCAAUAACUCUGAUGCAGUUGCUAUCCUUUCAUCUGCUAUUCACCUUAUUCUUUAAAGCAAAAAUCCAUUUCACAUCCUCCCAAACUGGCCAUAUUAAUACUUAGGCAUUUGGCAGUUGUAUCAUUUCCUCCAGAAAUACUUCUCCAGCAGUUGAAAUGUAAAGAUACAAUGCAAAUUUGAAUGUCUUUUUUUUAAUCCUGCAGAGUCAGGAUCACUAUCUAAAUGCUAAAUGUUUAAUGUAUUCAGAUUACCAGCUUUAGUAACUCCAAAAUUUACUGCUUAUGCACAUCAUACAUGCACAGAAAUUUGUGGAAAGACAUGCAUUUUAUUUAAAUUACAAAGACUUCAGUUGCAAACCACGACACUAGGUUUGGUGUUAGAUAUCCAACAUGGUAUCUGUGGCCCAGACCUUUGUUGUAAGUACAUAACCUAAACUAAGGUCUCCAUACAGUGUCAAAAGCCCUGAAAUCCAGACCAUUAUUAAGUAUUCCUGAUAUCAAAAUUGUUUUCUGACUACCUUCCUGCAGCGGCUGCAGCCAUAGAACAACACAUGUUUGUAAGGCACAAUCUAGUUUUAAUUCUAAAUAUCCUUUCACCAUUCUGUAUCUACUGCUCAGGCCUGCAACAGUUCAACUGCAGGUGUAACGUUGGUCACACAUGACUAGCAUUUAAGCCAGCAAGCAGCAUGAGAUUUGCAUUAUAAUCCUUGUGCCUGUUUUCUGGUCCUGUCUAAUUUUAACUAUUAAUUUCCUUCUCUAAAUAAGUUUGGGAGCAGGCAAGAAAGAAGCAUUACUCAGAGAUGAAGUAAGCAUGUGAAUUAAAAUGAUUGUUAAUAAGGUUACAGAAAGAUAUAUGGUAUUAUCUUGCAGUUCUCCUGCACCUUGGGCAGGACUAACUGGACUAGCUUCGUACUCAAUAGCAAAGGACCUUACAAAUUCAAAUUAGACUUCCAUUCAUAUUUUUGAUUUGUCUUGACUGUUUAGAGAAUAGUAACAUUUGUAAAAUGCUCGCUCCCUCAAAAGCUACACAUCUUGGCUGGAUUUUACAGAGACACAAUGGUCCUGGUGGCUGAGCUGAAGUCAGUGGUGGGAGCCUGUACCCUUCUGCUGGUUGCUCCACAGCAGUUUAACAUCGGGAGCAGCAACAUUUGCUUUGAAUACAUGGAGGUGGACCUACCUUAUGGAGCUGCUGGUCACCAGCACUGUAGUCCAAGCAGUGCCAGGCAGGUGUAAUGGCUACUGCCGGAACUAUCGGCAAUCCUAAAGAAGAGGAGCCCAGAUUUAGAACCAAGGCUGGGAUAUUGUAGGACCUGAAAGGAAGACCCCCAAUGAAGGAAAUGAGAGGAUUGUAGUGUUGGGGGUUUGAGAGGCUAGAAAAGGAGGGCAUAGAGAAAAAUAAGUUCUGGGCCAUUUUGUCAACAUCAGCCUGCUCAGUUUCAUGGCAUUGACCUCUCCCUCUGCCACAGGUAAUGGAGCUGAUAUUGAGUGGGCAGCCUAACACACCUCCAGAAUGCUGUAAAAUGUCACAAAGGCAAGAGGGUAGGGGAAGGACCACAGCUACUCAAUGGAUUUUAUGAAUUCUCCCCUACCAGCUGAGGAGUGUAUCCAGCUUUCCAUAUGGGUUUGAUUGUAUUGACAUGCAGUGAUUUAUUAUCUACUUGCAUCUAGAUAGAAGAAGAGAUUUAUGAGUGUAUUUUAACAUUAGAGGAGUAUAACAAAUACUUCUUGAUCUUGAGUCAUAACCUUGCAUAGUGCCUCUUCAGAGUGGUGCUACACAGACCCGAUUUCACGGGUUACCUGAUUGAUGUGUGUGACAUCAUCACUCAGCAAUAUUAUCGAUAGAGAAAGUCUUGAAUCAUUCAGGUAGAAUCUCACAAUGUGGCCUUCUGCCAGUGAACUCAGAGAUUCUGUGCAGCACCACUCUGAAGCUGUGGUGCAUAAAUAAUCUUUUUCUCCAUAUUUUCAUUCAGGAGGGAGAUUUUGAUACUUAGACAUUUCUUCGUCUUAUUCGUCUUUCUGUCACAAAUGUGCAAACUAAAUAAAGAUAGUUCUGUGUAUAGAUGGUACAGCCAGAAUUAUAGUGGUAGUUCCUGCUUUCUAGGCUUUUGCACCACCAGCUGGUAAUGUUACUUUAAGACCUGAAACUUCCUCAAAAGCCCCAGCACCAGGUCAGAUUGGAUAAUCAAACACGUUACAUGGUGACAUUUAUCAAGGCUUCAUGCUGAAUGCAACUUUUACAUUUGAUAGUUAUUUUCAUGGAGAAUAGUUACUUAAUGGAGAACAGAUUUUAAGAAUACUCUUUGGCUUGCAGUAACUGGUUCAUGCCAUUAGCUACUUAUCGUACAUUAUUCUCAGAAGGCAGCAGAUUACAGUUAAGUAGUGUAGCUGAAUAGAUUUAAUCAUUUUGCUUGAGUUCAGAAGCACUCUUUGAACUCUUUCCCCAUCUAAGGUCCAUGAUAGCAGAUCUCUCCAUUGAUACCUUUUUACAAUGACAAUGGAUGGUCAUAAUUGCAAUUAUCUUUCAAUUUCAGAUUCAUUAUUUGAAUUCAAAUUCCAGUAGCUGCUGUCAGCGAUUUGAACCCACGCGCUUUAACAAUUAGUCUGGGCCUACUAGCUUGCCACAUUCAGUGACAUUCCCACUAGCUCUUCACUCAGGAGUCACUGCAAGUAAAUGUCAUAGGCAUUAUGACAGGACAAGAAAAGGCUGAGAAACGUAGUUACAACACAGCAUUUACUGUAUGAACAUGCAAUGAUCCCAGUGGGACAAUGCCAGCACUGUAGCAGUCCAUAUAUUUGUCAUAUUGAGAAAAUGACCAUUUGUGUCCAAUGAUGCAUCAUUAAAUUAUAAAUGGCAAUCUUGUAAUUUUCCAUUUUAUUAAAAAGGGCAGUUAUGUUUUCAAUGCUCAUUAAAUAUGGGAUUUUGUACAGAUUUAGCUGAUCCUACUUGAGUAGUUCUUUUUAUUUUUCUUUUCUGUUGGGGAAACAAGGGAAUAAAUGUGAGUGCCGAACUGAGAAAUUCUCCAAUUAGAUCUUGGCUUAGUGGACAAAAAAUCGGAUCAGCCUGCCACCAUCCAGCUGCAUACUGAAAGCUCACAAGCUUUUCUGCCUAAGGACACUCACUAUAUUGAAGAAUACUCAUUUGGGUACAGAUGUCUUUGGAGAUGCCUCAGGAACAAUGCUAAGCAAAGUUUUCAAAUGUGGCUUGGAUAAAAUUGGCAAAGGAAAAGCAUAUGAGGAAACAAUUAGCAUAUAGCAUACUUUGUAAAUGCCCCUUAAACUUUACGAACAGUGCCAACCUGUCAGCAGAGAAUGCUGAAAGCCUCACCACAGUAAAUUACCUCUUGACUCGCUAAAAUAUGAAUAUUACUGGUUGUCUGUACUUGUCUGCAGGGAAAGCAGUUACUGUCACCAGGUGCAACAUGGUGCUAUUGAAUGAUGGUGCUCCAUUUAUAAACAACUCAGCUCAUCUUACUUAAGAAUAUGCUGCUGGCCAGCACGUCAGAGUUUAGUGUAUUUUUCCCACUGGUGAAAAAAUGCUAAGCCUUAUUAGUUUUACUACUUUAAAAAUAAAUAGAAAAAAAGACUUUUAGAGCCUAUUUACUCUUGCAUUUGAUAUACUGUUAUUACUGUGAUACCAGUUUAUUGAGAAUCUCUGUAAGCCUGCCACACAAUAUUCAGACAGUGCACAAUAACCCAUGCAUUAACUGUACUGAGCAGUGGUCAUUAAGAUUUUGGUUAAGUCUGUCCAUGUGUAUCAUGUUUUCUAUUGAAAAAUCAUUGUUACAAAAUUGCUUUUCUAAUUGAGCGCCUCCUCUAGUGAGAGCAUGUGCAGUGAAUUUAAGCACACAUUUUCAAUAAUUUUCCAUCCAAUACAGAAUAUCACUCAAUUACAUCUACUUAAAUUGCAGGAAAAAAUACACAAUUAUAGCCUUUCCAUCAACAUUGGAACUCAUACUGGAAAAUAUUUUAACCUGUGGCACUGUGGGGUGGAACUCAUAUUUGUUACUGUCACUUGUGUCACUGCUGAUCACAGAUGUAAUUUGUGGAAGUGAUUCAGUUGCAGCAGAAAGGAUAUACAUAGAUAAAACAUCAAAAUGUAUUCAUUUAAGUGCAGCUUUUCUGUUGAAUUUUGGUACAAUGCGUUAUCUGAUAGGACCAGCAGAAGCUUGUUCUUCUUUCAGAAGCAUGGAAAUGAAUACAAGGUGCUUGCAAAAAAUAGAAUUAAAUGUUUUAUGGAAAUCUCUGUUUACAUCAUGCCUCAGCAAAAUAUUAUUAUUCUAUUAACUUCAAACAAUAUCUACUGUACUUUGUUAUUGAUUUUCUGUUGCAUAAAUCAUUUAA
Hemiscyllium ocellatum (epaulette shark) is the source of this 9956-nucleotide messenger RNA. Its product is annotated as A disintegrin and metalloproteinase with thrombospondin motifs 12-like. The record is from RefSeq and is a predicted model, not a curated record. The transcript is spliced from 24 exons. Gene Ontology annotation, biological process: proteolysis; extracellular matrix organization. The coding region runs from base 223 to 5148 and encodes 1641 amino acids. Lineage: Eukaryota; Metazoa; Chordata; Chondrichthyes; Orectolobiformes; Hemiscylliidae. Gene Ontology annotation, molecular function: metalloendopeptidase activity. Gene Ontology annotation, cellular component: extracellular matrix.